AUGGCAACAACGCAAGAGGAAAUCAAGCAUGAGGCAGAUAGAUUUUUCCAUGAGUUUCUCUCCCGUGAACCGCCAGAUAUACAGAGCAGAUCAGUUGUGGAGCUUCAAGAGAUAUUACCCUUUAGAUGCUCUGAUGAUGAGAGGGCGAUGCUCACGCGACUGGUAACGGAGGAAGAGUCUUUCUUCAGCAAGGGCUUCCUUCCGAAGGAUCUCAACUCAACCAUUCUCGCGCUAAUUCCCAAGACAGACACAACAACUGAGAUGAGAGACUAUCAGCCAAUCUCCUGCUGCAAUGUCAUCUACAAAGUGAUCUCAAAAAUCAUUGUGAACCGUCUAAGAGGAUCUCUUCCCCGGUGUAUCUCCUACAAUCAAUCGGCUUUCAUCAAAGACAGGCUGCUUGUGGAGAACCUGUUGCUAGCUACGGAGAUUGUUAAGGACUAUCACAAGGAGGACAUCUCACCCCGCUGUGCAAUGAAGAUCGACAUAGCGAAGGCUUUUGACUCUGUCAAUGGAGAACUUGCGGGAUACUUCCAGAGCAAAAGAGGACUAAGACAAGGCUGUGCCUUAUCUCCUUAUCUAUUCGUUAUCUGCAUCAACGUCUUAUAUAGCAUGCUUGACAAGGCCGUGGUAACACACUUGUGUUUCGCUGAUGAUCUGAUGGUGUUCACUGAUGGGACCAAACGUUCUAUAGAAGGAGUACUCAAAGUUUUUGAAGAGUUUGCCGCCAUAUAUGGAUUAAACAUCAGCCUGGAGAAGUCAACGCUGUACAUCGCUGUUCGCUACUUGGGUCUUCCCCUGCUCACAAAACGCAUGAUGAUCACUGACUACAUGCCUCUGGUUGAGAAGAUCAGGAAGCGCAUGAAGUCUUGGACCGGAAGAUUUCUCUCCCAUGCUGGUAGAUUGCAACUCAUCAACUCCGUCAUUACCAGCAUGGCCAACUUCUGGAUGCAAGCUUUCACCCUGCCUAGUAGUUGUCUGAAGGAGAUCGAGAGCCUCUGUUCGGCUUUUCUUUGGUCAGGAGGAUUGGGAAUAAGGCCACUGAAGGAAAUAAACACAGUCUUCUGCUUGAAGCUAAUAUGGCGCAUCUCCUCUGAAAAAGCUUCGUUAUGGGUCCGUUGGAUUCAUUGCUAUCUCAUCAGGAAGGGAUCCUUUUGGUCAGUUAGUAAUACUACAACCUCUGGCUCAUGGGUUUGGAGAAAACUCCUCAAGCAUCGAGAACUUGCAACACAGUUCCUUCGGAUGGAAGUUGGGAAUGGGAAACAUACCUCCUUCCGGUAUGAUGUCUGGUCCAAGCUCGGUUGCCUCAAAGUUGCUCUUGGUGAUCGCGGUCUGAUUGACUUAGGCAUUGGUGAUAAUGCCUUAGUGUCUGAUGUUCUUGGUAGACAGCGAAGAAGGAGAAGGCACAAAGAACAGAUUCGCCACAGCCGCCAAGCUUGCAACUGGAGCAAAGGCAUCUGGUUCACCCAUUCAACUCCAAAGUUCUCCUUCCUUGUCUGGAUAGCUGCGCUCAACAGACUGCAAACUGGAGAUAAAAUGCGGCUUUGGCACACUGGGAUAAACGCGACAUGCAUUCUGUGUAAUCCAGCUGAAGAAACCCGUGAACAUCUCUUCUUCGGUUGCAGGUACACAAGACAGAUCUGGAAGGCUCUUGCGGAGGGUUUGUUGCAAAACAGAUUCACCACAUACUGGAGUCAACUCAUUGUGAUCAUCACCAGGCCUGGGCUCACUCCCAUUAAAAACUUCCUUGUCCGGUAUGUUUUCCAAACAGCUGUACACUCAGAAAGCGCAACGCUCGACGAUAUGGUGAACAAGAAAGAGAAGCCCAGUGUCUAG
Messenger RNA from Brassica napus (rape), 1833 nucleotides. RefSeq lists its product as uncharacterized. NCBI's taxonomy places the organism in Eukaryota, Viridiplantae, Streptophyta, Magnoliopsida, Brassicales, Brassicaceae. The record is from RefSeq and is a predicted model, not a curated record. The coding region runs from base 1 to 1833 and encodes 610 amino acids. The transcript is spliced from 6 exons.